Molecule: messenger RNA, 2759 nt
Organism: Mobula hypostoma (lesser devil ray)
Lineage: Eukaryota; Metazoa; Chordata; Chondrichthyes; Myliobatiformes; Myliobatidae
Product: sin3 histone deacetylase corepressor complex component SDS3-like
Exons: 1
Coding region: 1407-1886 (159 amino acids)
Biological process (GO): negative regulation of transcription by RNA polymerase II
Cellular component (GO): Sin3-type complex
Molecular function (GO): histone deacetylase binding
Source: RefSeq, a predicted model, not a curated record
UGGUUGAAAACUUUCUUUUGCUGUUGUUGUAGGUACUCUUAAUUUUUGACCAAUGGAAAUAGCACAACGCCGGCCGCGGAAACGGAAAUAGUAUACUGUUUCCUCUUCGCUUGUUUUCUGUAGAUGUGUCCUGUGCAUGCCCAGUAGGAGGAGAUUCGCCCAAAUACCUGCUUUAAUGUGGACGGAGGUAUUUUUAAAAACACCUGGUGUGGACACCUAUCAUUUUUAUGGGAAACCGGCGUUUUCAAAAUUAUCCUGUCUACUGUGGACGUAGCCUGACAUUGAAAGAGUGGAGUUAUAUUGUGAGCCUAACAGUGUUAAGGAUUAAAAGAAAGCCAGUGUCUUACUCAUUAUGGGAACAAAAACAUACCGCCUGCUACGGAACUUGUUAACCCCCGAAAAGCCAGCUGACAAAACGUUCAAACAAAUAGUAGACCCUCUCCAACAGCAUUUAAACCCUAAACUACUGGUUAUUGCUGAAAGAUUUAAAUUUCACAAUCGGAAUCAGAGCAAAAAUGAAAGCAUUUCUGAAUAUUGUGCUGAAUUGCGCAAUUAUCAGAACAUUGUCAAUUUGGAGCUAGUCUAUUGGACGCAUUGAGGGACAGGUUAGUGUGUGGCAUGCACUGUGAAACCUUCUGUGUGAAGGAGACCUUUCAUUCGAGAAAGCGCUAAACAUUGCAAUAUCAAUGGAAACAGCGGCACGGGGUGCUCCCGAGAUGCAACAAAAAUCUCUGGAAUAUGCCACGAAUAAAAUGUCACUGAACAGAUAUGAAGGAAAGAAAUGUUACCGUUGUGGGGACAGGUCACAUGACCUGGAUGACUGUUGGUUUAAAGACCAAGAAUGCAGAAACUGUAGCAAACAGGGCCACAUUGCCAGAGUAUACAAAGCUAGUAAACAGCAGAAAAAGGACAAAAUGCAGAGAAACAAGAAACCCCAGAAGGAAAAUACAACAAUGUACACAAAAUGGAAAAAAGCAGUUCUGAUGAAAACGACUCAGACGAAAGUGAAUUGUCUUGUCUACGACUUCACAGCGUGAAAGAGACAGAUGAUUGAAGAGUAAUAAGGAUCACUCCACAAGUGGCAGGUGUGAGACUGAAAAUGGAGUUGGACACAGGGUCAGCUUCAACAGUGAUCUCUGUACACGACUACAAAUGACUGUUUUCUCACAUACCUCUGAAACGAACUAAGCUACUGCUAAAGACUUACAGGACAGAAAGUGCGUCCCAAAGGUAAAAUUAAAGGGACAGUGACCUACAGAGACGAAGCACAGCAGCUGGACCUCUAUGUACUGAAAAAUGGAGGACCACAGUUGCUGGGAUGUGAAUGGCUCAGAAAAAUCCAGUUGGAUUGGCAUACCGUCAAGGCACUAGAUGUGUCAACAAAGGAGGGCAGCUCGGCAGGGAAGAUGUCUGCAGCUCUCCUCUCACCCAUUGUUGACUAUUACAAUGACGAGGAGGACCUUGACAGCAUUGAUGAGGACGAACGCAGUAUCCGUGGCCGCGACUCAGAUGAAGAUACAGAGGAUGCAAGGGAGACUGAUAUUGCCAAUAAGCAGGAUGAUGAAGACUACCUGGAAGUAAAAGAGCAGAUGUACCAGGAGAAAUUGACAUCUCUCAAAAGACAGCUACAGCAGCUACAGGAAGGCACUUUGCAGGAGUAUCAGAAAAGGAUGAAGAAACUAGAUCAACAAUACAAGGAAAGAAUACGAAAUGCAGAGCUUUUUCUGCAACUGGAGACAGAUCAAGUGGAAAGGAAUUAUAUUAAAGAGAAGAAAGCAGCAGUGAAGGAAUUUGAAGAUAAAAAGAUUGAGUUAGAAGAAAAGAAAAAGAUGAUUGAGAAUGAGAGGCUAACAAUGGAACUCACUGGAGAUUCUAUGGAGGUAUAGCCAAUAAUGACUAGGAAACUAAGGAGGAGACCUAAUAACCCUGUUCCAAUUACAGACAAAAGACGAAAACCUGUAUCUGCGCAGUUAAAUUUCUUGUUAACAGAUGAACAGAUAAUGGAAGAUUUGCGAACUCUCAAUAAGCUUAAACCUCUGAAAAGACCAGCAUCUCCGUCCUCUCCUGAGCAUCUUCCCAGCACUCCUGCUGAAUCACCAGCACAAAGAUAUGAAACACAAAUAGGAGAUGGAAAGUUAUAUUACGAUAAGAGAUGGUAUCAUAAAGGUCAGGCUAUCUAUUUGGAAUCUAAGGAGAAUACGAAGAUUGUGUAAUUAGCUCAGUUGGAACAAAUGAGAUAUGGGUAAGGAAGACAAGUGAUAGCACAAGGAUGCAUAUAUCUAGGACAUCUGCACAGAGGAGACUUCAUUAUACAGAGGUGAUCUGCUCCCUAGAACUCUUAGCAAGUUGGAGGCGCACAUCUUCUUAACUCUCUAUGCUCAGAGGUCAGCUUUUCGUGGCUUUAUAUGGAAAUCUUAUUAAAACAAACAGGUUUAUUGACAGACAUUACCCGGAGAGGCAGAGAAGAUCUCCCCAGAGACUUGAGUUAUAAAUGGGUCUUAGACCAAAAGUAAAAGAAAAAGGCUUGUUAUAAUUUGAUAUUAUUAAGUUACUAAGUAAACAAAUGGUAGGUGUUUGUAUGUUAAGGGUAAACAUACUUAGCAUUGUGCCCCAGUAAAAAAACAGUUGAUACAUUAUUAAAAUAAAAGGGGAGGAGUGUACCGUAUAGCCUACAGUAUAAUAAGGGACUACUUUAUGUUUUAGUAACAUGUCGUUGAAUGCGCUAUUAGGUGCAUAUUGAUCUGUAUGUGUGUGCUGAG